Eurytemora carolleeae is the source of this 5413-nucleotide messenger RNA. RefSeq names its product serine/arginine repetitive matrix protein 2. Lineage: Eukaryota; Metazoa; Arthropoda; Copepoda; Calanoida; Temoridae. The record is from RefSeq and is a predicted model, not a curated record. The transcript has 14 exons. Bases 338 to 4894 code for a protein of 1518 amino acids.
AACAAUUUUUUUGCCACUUCUUAUUAUUUUUAACACUCUCUAUUACUUUUCCAAAGAGAUAUAACAGGUUUAAAGUUUCCGAUGUUGGCCUAAAAAUUGAAACUUAAUCAGCAAACUCACAAACCAGAUCUUGCAUAUUUUCUUAAUUCACAAGUUUGUUAAUUCAUUUCAUUUUUAUUGGGCCACUUCCAUAAUUGUUUUAUUGGUGACUUAUGAAAGAAUGGCCCAUUGGUCCAUAUUGUGUAUGUUUUUAUAUUGUAUCAUGUAUUGCAUAAUUUAAAUUUCCGGUCCCGAUCUGAACCAAUUAAAUAUUUUCUUAAUUUUAUAGAGAGAAAAAAUGAAUCACACAAGUACUAAUUCCCCAGCUGAUACAGGAUGGAGUGGGAGGAAAAGUGAAAAGCAAAAUAAUGGUGUAUCGGACGAUUUUCUAUAUGAUAAUAUUCUUUGUGAUAACCCAGACGAAAUUAAAUCUGAGGAAGUUUGUUAUGUCCAAGAUGAAGAAAGCCAAGAUUGUUUGUAUGAUGAUAUACUUAGUUACAAUCUUUCUGUUGUCAAAAAACCCUCUGUGUCUUCAUCUGUCCCUUACAAAUACAACAACCCCAGCAUAGUUUCAAGCAUCGCUUCUAAUCUCUCAGUCCUUCCAACAAGCUCGACAACUUCUUCCUCAUUGCCAGUCGUCACGUCGGUAGAAACUAACUAUUCAGACAGUAAACUUCUGAUUUCUAUAGAAGCACUGACUGCUCGAAAUAAAGUGCUGGAAAGAAAUUUUUUAAGUCUUGUUCAAACUUGCAGAAGAGAGAUCAAAUCUAAAAACCAACAGAUUAAAGAUCUAACCAGGGAAUUGGAAGAAAUACUGUUUCGACGUGCUGGUCCUUUACUGACGAAGAAUGAUUUUGAGAAAAUACUGCGGAGAACUCGUCCUCCCUGUGAUUUCUCCUGCUUGGGUGCACCUCCUCGUAUUAAUGAGGAGACCUCAAAAUUAGGUUCGAAAACUUCGAAAGUAAUUUCAAAUGAGAAUUUGUCUAAUGAAUCUAAGAAAAAGUCUAAUGAAAGUGUUCGGGGUUCAAGAAAUACCGAGAUUAAGUCACGGCUAGGCUGGAGAAAGGACAUUUCAUCUAAAGAUAUAAAUGGAAAGAAAAAUAAUGUACGGGAAGAAAGCUCCUCAAAACUUGACGUAAUCCAGUUGACAGCUGACUCAAAUCGUUACUUACGAAAAAAGACUGGUAUGCCUCUAGUUCUUUCAGAAUUAAGUGAGAGCUUAUCGUGCAAUGUAAAAGAUGUCAGAAAAUUAGAACCAGAACCUCAAGAUAAAUUAUCCAGCGGUGACUCAGUUAAACAACUAUCAAACCCGGCCUCUAUGUUAGAUAAUGAUUUGACCCCUGAACCAACCUCUAACUCUAUUGAAGAGCCUGGUCUAAAGUUAUCUGUAAAAUCAUCAAAACAUCAUAAUAUUAGAGAAAAAAGUCUAGGCCUAAACCAAGUCAUCGAAACAAAAUCUCUUAUUCCUAGCAAUAUUUCUAAUUCUACGCAACCUACUGGAAACAAGUUUUCAUCUGACCACGUUGUUAAAAUGUCCGCUCAAAUUGCAAGACAGAACCCAGAACAAAAUCAACAAAUGUCCCGAAUUGAGGAGAACGGUGGUUCAAAAACUUUCCCAUCUGACGAUCAAUUAGAUGGGAAAGAAUCUCAUGAGGCUUUAAGUAUUGUAAGAGAACCUGCGAAUUUUCCUAGACUUGAAGCCGCAAAAGCUGCAUGUCUCUCAAAGGAUAAACCUUGUCAAAAUGCAACUAAAAAAUACAACAAAGACGAAAUGAAAAAGCACAACAAUUUGGGUUCGUCCGUUUCUGCUGGUGCAGAGAAUAGAAUAAAUUCACUCACUGUCAUUGAUAUAUUUCAAAUAGAAAAUCUCCAGAGCCCGCAAAAUAUGAUUAAAAGCAGGUUGAAAAACUCUGCCACAGUGGUACAAGAAGUACAGGCGUCGUCAACUGCUAAGUCCGGAGUUGAGAUUCCAAAAGAAAAACUAGAUUCUACACCAGAAUCAAAUAAAACUAAAAAGAAAGCUGUACAAAUUUUCUCAAGUGUCAUAAGAAAUCCAGAAAAGGGUGUUAUGGAAUCAUUUAUGGAUAAAAAUUCUCCAUCGGGAAAUAGGAAACCUGAAAUAGGAUCUCCAACCAACAAAUCUUCACAGUCUUUUGAGAAUGCCACCUGGAAAUGUUUACUUUGUUGUCUGGGUUUUAGAACACGUAAGGAGUUAAGAGACCAUAGACGGGAAUAUGACUGCUGUAAAAAAGAACGAUCAGGAACAAAGAAAUCAUCAGAAAUUGAAAAUGAAGACAGAUCAGUUUCAGACUCGAUGUCACAAUCAUCGUCCCCGCUGCAACUAAAGUGUUCCGGCGAGGAAACGAGGCUAAUACUUAAACCUAAAGAUAACCAAGAAAAUAGUAGACCCAAAUCAGAAUUGAUUGACCUACAUCAGAAGAAUCUAACUGAACUUGAAGAAACGUUACCCUGUCCGGAUUUACCUAAAAAUGCAGAACAAGAAAUUAUUGAUGAAGAGUUAAGGAGGGCAAUAAGGUCCAUUACUCCUGCAGAGGAUACAGAAGACGACUUACUCUUAGUUCACUUAGAUGAAGAUGAGGCAAUUUUCGGAUCGGAUGAAGAAGCAGAGGUUAAGAUCGGAAUCUCUGAAAAAGAUGUUGUAGCCAAGAAUGUAUCUACAUCUAGAGUGAUAAAUCCCGUACAAAAGAAGUUAUUGAGCCUUGCUACUUCGAGUCAAACCCCUACUGUGAAUGUAUCUAAAGAUUUUAAGAUACCAAGAAAAACAGCAAAGCCAGAAAGAAGUCCCAGAACGCCUGAUCAAGAGAACAGAACACCGAAAGAUUACUUAAAACCAAAUGCAGGUCAAAGAGAUAGUUCUUGUGAGAAGAUAAAAAAGAGACGAAAAUCUAUUAGUCCAAAAAUUAGGGACAAAACUAGGUCAAGAGGAAGAUCAAGGUCUCCUAGAAAUAGAUCUACGAGAACGCGAGGUCUUCAGUCUCGUGGGAGAUCCCAAACUCGAAAAAAUGAAGAACCUUCGUCCAAAGGGAAAUGUACUCCAAGAAAUAAGAAGAGAUCUAGAAGGGAUAGCUCCCAAAGGCCAAGUAACAAACGAUCAAAGUUAGAAAGGAGGUCACAAUCAUUGUCUCCAUCAAGGUUGGAAGAAGACUCCGUAAGUUUGGCAACUUUGGAGGAGACCAGAAACAACCUUCUACGCAUUCUUCAUGAUGAUAUAGAGGAUGGAGAGAUUAUGGAUUCCGAUCAGGAAUGUCUUUUGAUUGUACGUGAAAAUGACAAAGUCGCCGAAGAGAGUAAGAAAACUAAUUCUUUGACUUCUGAAUCGUGUGGGCCCCGUUUAAAGAAAAAGAGAAAAAUCAAGGAAAGGUCUUCAGAUGAUGUUGAAAAGUACAGAGGAGAUAAAGAGAGAUUGUUCCCAAAACCUUCCAUAAAGCCAAUUAUACAACCUGGCAAAGAGAUUAAAAAGUCUGGACCAGCAACAAAACAUGGAAAUACAGCAAAUGACAGUGGAAGCGACAAAGAAAACUCUAAGAUCAAGAAAUCUCAAACAGUUCAUUCAAGUCAUGUUGAAGAUUCUCUCCGGAUAACCCGGGAAAGCCUGUUGGUGUAUACAGAUGAAGAUAUAAACCACAGAAUCAUUCCAUUUAAACAAAAGCAACUUAUGGAGCUAUCUGCAGAGGAAAGAAGUUUAAAGGAUAUGAUUCGUUCACGAAGCCGGAGCAAGUCCAGAACUCCGUCCCGGAAGAAUAGUAACAGUCUUGAUGAGAGUAAGCCUACAGUGUCUCCGCUAAAGUUGUGUCUGCGGAGUCUCAAAGAUGGUGAUAUUAGAGAACCAAGCUCUAGCAGUGAAUCUCUCCAAGAAUGUGCUAAAGAACUAGACCUGGCGCAAUUAGAAACUAGUGUUACGGGCUCGUUGGUAGAAGAAAGUGAUAAUGCAGUUUUCGACAACAUAUCUUCAUACAGAGAAAAAUCAAAAAAACUAGUUUCAAACAGUGAGAUUAUUAGUGGGGGAAAUACCGAUUCAGCAAUGAAUAGAGAGGCUCCCAUCAAACAGGUUCUGAACGACCUGGCUUUGUCAGAAAGCGAAACGGAUUCUCCGAUAAAAUCUAACACAAAAAGCUUGUUUUCCCCAACAUCCUUGACCUCGCCAUCUCUAGAAAUCAAUCAUCCUGUAACACCUAGAUGUCUUCCAGCUUCGUUAAAUCCUAUAGAUACCACCAGUGCCGAGAGUAUAAGUGAUAUCCUGCGAUCUCCGCUCUACUCAUUUAAAAACAAACCCUCAGAUUUGCCUUCCCUGAAAAAUGUUGAACAACCAAUGGAAAGAAAAAUUGAUAAACUUGAUUUAAAAAGAGCUAAAAAAACGAGGAAAAGAUUAAGUGUUGGAGGUUCCUCAUCUGUUAUAUCUGUAGUUAGUGCACCAUCUUCAUCUAGUAAUAAAAUAGGAAGGGAGAGCAAAACCUACGAAUCUACGAUACUUGAAAAUCGGGUGCAAAUCGCAAAUGGAAUAUUUGAGUCCAAUGUUAAAGAUACAUGUGAGCCUAAAGCAACUAUUUGUGAAAAUACUUCAUCAAAAUACCUUCAUGAAGCUGAUUCUUCAUCCAAAAAUAUCCAAGCUACGCCCCAAGAAGAGGUGAAUGCAUCAGAAUUGAAAAACAAAGCAAAUGCGAUUAUACCUUCUCCUAUAUUAAGCUCUAUAUCAAGAGAUAAUCAGGAAAGUUCAAGUACUCAAGAACUGAAACAGAAGUGUGAUGCUUCAGAUCGUCAGAUGAAAAAGAAAAAAAGGAGUAAGCUCAGCUUCAGUUUGACCACGCCCGAAGUUCUUUUUGUUCAUUCAGAAUAGCUGAUUUAUGCACCCUUGUUCAUGGUUUGACGUUUGUAUACUGUUUUUAAGUGAAUUCAAAUUAUUUUGUCUUUGUAAUUUUAAGGAGAGUAGAGGAAAAACGUGUAUAUUGAUUAAACUUAACACAAGUUUAGAUAAUAAUAAUAAAUUCUAUGUAUGAUUGAAAGCCAAAUUGAAUUUGAAAUUAAAUCUUAAAGUUGGAAGAGUUACAUUUAGUGUUUAGACGAUUCAGACAAAUAUGGUCUAAAUUACUUAGUUCAGGAAAUACAUCGACUUGUUUUGCGUUUGGACGACUUCGUAUCGUUAAUUGUUUUUUGAAAUUUUAAAAUUUUAGAUAACUAAUUUAUGUUGUAUACAAACUACAAAUCUACACAUUCUUGCUUAUGUGAAAUAUUUUUAUAAAACCUACUUCUCUCAAAUGAAUGGUUCAAAUGAAUAAAAAUGUAGAGCGCUAACGGCAAAAUAAUGUGUACAGACAAAUCAACUUACCACUACAAAAUAUAUAUGUUACACUAUUCA